Molecule: messenger RNA, 1679 nt
Organism: Plectropomus leopardus (leopard coralgrouper)
Lineage: Eukaryota; Metazoa; Chordata; Actinopteri; Perciformes; Serranidae
Product: tumor necrosis factor receptor superfamily member 5-like
Biological process (GO): regulation of cell population proliferation
Molecular function (GO): protein binding; signaling receptor activity
Source: RefSeq, a predicted model, not a curated record
AUGAUUCCUCUGAGCCCUUCACUGGCACUUGUAUGCGUAUUGAGUAUUUGGACUAUAGGACUCGCUGCAGCCUGUGGUGACGGACAGGAUGAGGUGGAUGGGCGAUGCUGUGACCUUUGUCCCCCAGGUAAAUUUAUGACUGAGUUCUGCUCAAAGCAAAGGCAAACUGUGUGUAAACCCUGUAAAGAGGGUUACUUCUCGGACCACUAUAACAUGUUUGACAGAUGUGAGAAAUGUCGGUCAUGCCAACACGAAUAUGCUGAGAAAUGUACACUGACCGCAAACGCAAACUGUUCGUGCCUCCCUGGUUUCCUGUGCUCCAACAAUGUCUGCUCAAAGUGUGAGGAAAACAAAUGUGUCAGCGGGGAGAAACUGAUGAAAACAGCCGGUCCCAGACGGCCAGAUGGGCUGAUAGAGUAUUCAUAUCGGUGUGCGCCCUCAAGCCCUGAUAAUUCAUAUUUUGAUAGAAAAGAAGGUACCUCCAUGUUUUCACCAGGGACGCACAGAGAUGGCAGCGACUCCGUUCACUCGGUCCUCUACAUCAGCUUUGUUUUGGUUUCUCUCACCCUCCUCGUGUUUCUGUCUUACGUCUGUAUAAAGACCCUGAGGAAGCACAAAGCAUAUAAACAACCUACAGAGCUCUUAGCGCUCUCAAACAUCGGCAGCGACUUUCACCUGUCGAAGGAGGAGAGUGGGCAUGAGCUCAGGAUGCAGGAUGAAACUAAGAACAGCAACAGUUUGGACCUCCUGCAACUUGAAAAAGUUAGCACGUGCUACUGUUCAGCUGCCCUUGAGCAAGGAACUUAAGCCCUUUUUGCUCCAGUAGAGCUACUCAGUGGUGAACAGAUACGUGUCCCCGUCUGAAUGUGUGUAACUGUUAGUGUAGAAUGUGAAGAUAAUAAUGUUCAUUGUUUGUUGUGUCUUAAAAAUACUCAAGAAGGGCUGUGGUGCAACUGUAGAGAUUAGGCUAUUUUGUAACUUUUCUAAAUGUUGUCGUCUGAUAAUGAUAGUUAAUAAUUAACAGUAGGUGAUGACUAUGUAGUGUUGGUGGUCUUGUUGGGUGCUACAAUAGAAGGAGUAUUGGCUCAAAACUGUAAUUUUAUGGCAUAUCAGCUGCCACUGCCCAUCGACAAAAAUGAGGACAACUAUGGUUAAAUGCGAUACUAAAGGACUGGCAAAGAUGAUCCUCAAAAACAUAGACUGUAUAUAAAGAUUUUUAACAUCUGUAGAAACCUUUGUUUGCCUUGCGCCACAUCUGGUGUGAACGCACUGUAAGAAAUGUGGGUAUUAAGCAUAUGUAUUUAAGUCUGUUUUCUAGCAAAGUCAACGCAUAAAUGUUGAGUACCCCAAAGCUUUACAUUAUAAAUGUGAAGUAUAAAUUCCCAACAUUAAGAAACUACCAGAUUCUAACUUGCAUAUGUUGGGCAAUUUGUGUUAUUUGCCAAAUUUGCAUUAUCACAUAUGGACAGUCGUUCAGCAACUGCUUGGCCAAUUUGGACACUAUCUGGGUGGUUUUGAGGAUGCUUUUCCGAAUGUUGGUGACCCAUACUAUACAUUUACAACAUAAUCUUUGGGGUAUUCAACAUUUCCGGGUUCACAAUGGGACUCUAUAGGCUGGUAAAAAUGUUUACUCUCCUGACAUGUUUGUAUUUUGAAUUAAAAACAUAAAGUGAAAAAAA